Lycium ferocissimum is the source of this 1626-nucleotide messenger RNA. Its product is annotated as receptor-like protein 7. Bases 1 to 1626 code for a protein of 541 amino acids. Gene Ontology annotation, molecular function: protein binding. The transcript has a single exon. NCBI's taxonomy places the organism in Eukaryota, Viridiplantae, Streptophyta, Magnoliopsida, Solanales, Solanaceae. The record is from RefSeq and is a predicted model, not a curated record.
AUGUCUUGGGACGAGAGUAUGGAUUGCUGCAGUUGGGAUGGAGUCACUUGUGACAUGUUAACAGGCUAUGUUAUUGGCCUGGACCUUAGUUAUGGUGGGCUUGAUGGAACAAUUCAUCCCAACAGUAGCCUCUUCCUACUCCAUCAUCUUCAGAUGCUAAACCUUGAUAACAAUUACUUCAAUUAUUCUUCAAUCCCAAAUGAGAUUGGCCGCUUGAGGAAUUUGAGGCAUCUCAACCUUUCUCACUCUACAUUUCAUGGUAAACUCCCAACACAAAUUUCAUACCUUUCCAAUUUGGUUUCACUUGAUAUUUCUGGCGAAUUCACACUUGACCAGAAAACAUUUGAAACACUGCUCCAAAACUUCACAAAUUUGGAGGUAGUUUCUCUCUCUUUUGUCAAUAUCUCAUCACCACUACCUAUGAAUAUGUCGUCUUCUUUAAGGUAUGUGGAUCUUGUAUUUACUAAUUUGCGAGGUGAUCUCACAGAGAGCUUUUUUCUUCUGCCAAACUUGGAACAACUAAAAUUGAGUCGGAAUAAUCUUCUCAAAGGAGUUUUACCAAAUAUCCACUUGAGCAACACUCUGUUAGAGUUGGAUAUCGCAAACACAGGCAUCUUUGGUGAGCUGCCUGAUUCAAUUGGCACCUUGAUAUCCUUGAAUUACUUAAACCUCGCAGGAUGUGACUUCUCUGGUCGCAUUCCUGAUUCCAUUGGCAAUCUUACACAAAUUAGGGAGUUGAUUUUUUCGGCAAAUCAUUUCGCUGGCCAUAUUCCUCCAACAAUCUCUAAUUUGAAGCAGCUCACACAUCUAGAUUUUUCAUCUAACUCCCUUGGAGGUGAAAUUCCCGAUGUUUUCUCUAACCUUCAAGAGCUAAUUAAGUUGUCACUUACUAAAAACAGCUUCAUUGGUCCGUUUCCUUCUUCAAUUCUAAGCUUGAGACGUCUUCAAAGCUUAGACUUGAGUGAAAAUUCGCUAUCUGGUCCACUGCGUUGCAACAUGAGCAUGAUUCAAAAGCUAACUGACCUGCAUUUGUCUCACAACUCACUGAGUGGCAUAAUACCAUCUUGGGUAUUUAGCAUCCCUUCCUUACAUGAGCUGCAGCUCAUUCAUAAUCGAUUUAACGGAGUAGCUGACGAGCUUAAACAAAACCCAACAUUAGAGGUUUUGGAUUUAAGUCAUAAUCAACUCAGUGGUCCUGUUCCUCGAUUGCUUGCAAAUCUCAUAAGCCUAGCCGAACUUGACCUUUCAACAAAUAACAUCAGUGACGAUGCGGGAAUAGAAGCCCUUGCGACUCUGCAAAGACUUGCAAAAAUUGAUCUUUCAUACAAUCCGCUAUCAUUGAGGACGAGCAUCAAUGGUAGCAAAGUCACUUUUCCUGGCCUGAGAAUUUUGCUCUUAUCAUCUUGUGAACUGAAAGAUUUUCCACGCUUGAGAAAUUUGAAGACACUUCAGGUCUUGGAUCUUUCUAAUAGUAAGAUUCACGGUCCAAUCCCAAAGUGGUUUAGCAGCAUCAGAUGGGACUCAUUGCAGUACCUAAACCUUUCGUAUAAUUCACUUACAGGCCAGCUUGAACAACUUCAUUUCAACAGUCUAGUUUAUCUUGAUCUCAAAUUCAACUUCCUUUAG